AUGUCGUUAGCAGCUUUGUUGAAUGAAGAAGAUGUUAAGCCGUCGCGCGGAACGGAACGCAAAACGGGCAGUACGGCCAGCAAUACAGUUGACAGCAGAAGCCUGUUCUUACAGCAGCUGAAUAAGGAGUUCCAAUUGGUUGGGACGCGGGAUAUCAAAGAGCAGAGAUAUCAAGACUGGAAGAUGCUGAACUACCAAGAGUUCGAGCUCGUGACGGAAUGGAACAACCAGGCGCGCGAGUUGGGCAGCGUCGGAUGCGAGAAACUUUUGGAAAACAUGAAGACGACCAACCAGGAGUGGGCACAGUACCAGGAGUACCUAGCACACCGCGACGAGAUUGUACAACAGCAGCAGCAGUUGCUGUCGAGGCAGCGUCAGAAGCAGGCCGAGUCCAAGCGGAACGGCACGGCGCGGGCCAGAUCAAAGGUCAAGACUGAAGUGGACGAGUUGGGCCACGAGCGCGCCGCGUAUCAAGCCGGCAGCGAGCCUGACCACUUCUACACCGACAGUCGUGGCAACGGCCACAAUCGCCACGAAGCGUCCGACGACGACGACGCUGCGGACGAGGACGAGGACGAAGACGACGAUAACGACAACGACAACGACAACGAGAUCGACAACGAUAAUGACAACGACGACGAGCCCGAGGAAACCGAGGAACGCGACGAGGAGGAGGUAGUUUUCGCCGACGACGACGCCAAUGACAAGGACUUUAUGUUGGACGACGACAAAUCUGAGCCCGGCAAAGGCAAGAAGGUGGACCUCUCGUCGGAGCGCGUCAAGAUCCGGCGCGAAAUCGCCAAGAUGGUCAACAAGAACAAGCACGUCAAGGCCAAGAAGCGCCGAUUCACAAAUGCUACCAUUACAGAGCACACGCAGGGCGAAAAGCUAGAGGUCAAAGUCACGCUGAAACAGUACCAUGUCCGCCAAUUGAAACGGAUGAUUGCAGAGAACAAGCGCAGCCUCGAAGAAGAGGCCGGUGAGGGUAACUUGAAGAAACGGAAACUGGGUGCCAAGAACGCGAACGGCGAGCUGAUAACGUCGAUCGAUGGGCUGCCCACUUACGGGCUCAAGAUGACCGCCAAAGAGGCACGCGCUAUUCAAAGGCAUUACGACAACACUUACUUCACAAUAUGGAAGGACAUGGCUCGUAAGGACUCGGCCAAGAUCGCACGUCUGGUGCAACAAGUACAAUCGACCAGAGCGGUUAACUUCAAGAAAACGUCCUCUCUUGUUGCAAGGGAAGCACGUAAAUGGCAAGUCAGAAACUUUAGGCAGUUAAAGGACUUUCAGACAAAGGCUCGUAGAGGUGUAAGAGAGAUGUCCAGCUUUUGGAAAAAGAACGAGCGUGAAGAAAGGGAACUCAAGAAGAAGGCCGAGAAGGAAGCACUAGACCAGGCUAAGCGCGAAGAAGAAGAGCGUGAAAACAAGAGGCAGGCUAGAAAAUUGAACUUCUUGCUCACGCAGACGGAAUUAUAUUCCCAUUUCAUCGGACGUAAGAUUAAGACCGAUGAACUUGAGGGAAAUAUGGCUGAUGCUUCUCUAAAACAACAGAACAAUGUCGAGCACAUUGACUUGGACAAAACCGAAGGAAAUAAAACCGACUUUCAAACUAUUGAUUUCGAUAAUGAAGACGAUGAAGGUUUGCGCCUGAAGGCAGCUCAAAAUGCCUCGAAUGCGUUGCUAGAGACUCAGGCCAAGGCCAAAGAGUUUGAUGCCAAUCCGGAUGAAGAAGAAGAACUUAACUUCCAAAAUCCAACCUCUCUUGGUGAAAUUACCAUCGACCAGCCAAAACUUUUAACCUGUACUCUAAAAGAAUAUCAGUUGAAGGGUUUAAACUGGCUUGCAAACUUGUACGACCAGGGUAUUAAUGGUAUCUUGGCAGACGAAAUGGGUUUGGGUAAAACCGUACAAUCUAUCUCUGUACUGGCAAAUUUAGCUGAACGGUACAAUAUAUGGGGUCCGUUCAUCGUAGUCACUCCUGCGUCCACGUUGCACAACUGGGUGAACGAAAUAUCCAAAUUUGUCCCAGAUUUUAAAAUCCUACCUUACUGGGGUAACGGCAAUGAUCGGAAAGUUCUCAGAAAAUUUUGGGAUAGAAAACAUCUAAGAUAUGGUAAAGACGCGCCAUUUCAUGUAAUGAUCACAUCUUAUCAAAUGGUUGUAUCUGACGCCGCUUAUUUGCAAAAAAUGAAAUGGCAGUACAUGAUAUUGGAUGAGGCACAGGCCAUCAAAUCUUCUCAGUCUUCUCGUUGGAAAAAUCUAUUAAGCUUCCAUUGUCGUAACAGACUUCUGUUAACGGGUACGCCUAUUCAAAAUAGCAUGCAAGAAUUGUGGGCCUUGUUGCAUUUUAUCAUGCCUUCACUUUUCGAUUCUCAUGACGAGUUCAGCGAUUGGUUUUCCAAGGACAUUGAAUCGCACGCACAAUCCAAUACCCAGUUAAAUCAACAGCAAUUACGCCGUUUACAUAUGAUACUGAAACCAUUUAUGUUAAGGCGGAUAAAGAAAAACGUUCAAUCAGAGUUGGGCGACAAAAUUGAGAUCGAUGUAAUGUGUGAUUUAACCCACAGGCAAGCAAAACUGUAUCAAGUCCUCAAAUCUCAAGUUUCAGCAGCAUAUGAUGCAAUUGAAAACGCCGCAGGAAAUGAUGAGGCAUCUUCUGAUCAAAAUCUGGUCAAUACUGUGAUGCAAUUCAGAAAGGUUUGCAAUCAUCCUGACCUUUUUGAAAGAGCUGAUGUGAGCUCACCAUUUUCUUUUACUGACUUUGGUAAAAGUGGUUCUUUACUCAGAGAAGGAGACUUGAUUGAUGUCAUGUAUUCUACUAGAAAUGCAAUCAAUUUCAAUGUUCCUAAACUCAUUUACGAUGAAUUAAUUCUACCAAAUUAUAGAAAUGACCUUGGAUCGCGUAACAAGUUGUUGUAUCAUACCUUGAACGUCUAUCAUCCUUCCAACUCUUCUGAACUUUGCUCGAAGCUCUCAAAGUUGACUGGAUUUUCUCCAAAUGAUUUUAACCGCCUCGUACAAAUGAAUCUGAUAAAAAGAGCGAUUGAUUUAGCUGGUACUGACGAACAACAAUUGAAUUAUCUUCGUAUACUUUACGAAGACGAGACUGAAAUGGCUACUUCACAUGCUAAUCAGUACUUGAUAGAAAAUCGUCUUCAAUCUCUUUUGAAUCUAGGUAAAACGACAACUAGCGGUGUGAUGGAUUCCCUACUGAACAUCAAAGAGAAAGUUUAUGAUGAAGAGUACAUGAAUUCAUGGCAAAAAGCCUACCACCCUGUAGCCAGCGCACCUCCAGUCGACCUUCAAAUCUUGAGUUCACGCCAUUUUGCUAAUGACAAAACAGUUGAAUUGUUCGACCCGGUUGUUUCGCAAGCUUUAAGUGAGAUCCACCCGAUUAUUCAACAUGAGAUGUAUGUGGAAAAACACAUACCUAUCUCUGAAUUCCCCAAGUCAGAACUAUUUCCAAAACCUUUCAACAAGAACUUUUCUUCGAAUAUUUCCAUGCCAUCGAUGGAUAGAUUCAUUACAGAAUCUACUAAACUCAAGAAAUUGGAUGAGCUCCUGGUGGAUUUGAAGAAAGGUGGUCAUCGUGUUCUGAUUUAUUUCCAAAUGACGCGUAUGAUGGACUUGAUGGAAGAAUAUUUGACAUAUAGACAAUACAAGCAUAUCAGAUUGGAUGGUUCGUCAAAGCUGGAGGAUCGCAGAGAUUUAGUCCACGACUGGCAAACGAAACCUGAAAUAUUUAUAUUUCUGUUGAGUACAAGAGCUGGUGGGUUAGGUAUCAAUCUGACUGCUGCAGACACUGUCAUAUUCUAUGACUCCGAUUGGAACCCAACUAUAGAUUCUCAAGCAAUGGACAGAGCCCAUAGACUGGGCCAGACCCGUCAAGUUACGGUCUAUCGUUUGCUAAUUAGGGGAACAAUUGAAGAGAGAAUGAGAGAUAGGGCCAAACAAAAAGAACAUGUCCAGCAAGUUGUCAUGGAGGGUAAGACACAAGAAAAGAAUAUCCAAAAAGUGAUAGCCAACGGAAAUGGAGUUUUGAAUAACAACAUGUCUACAUAG
Molecule: messenger RNA, 4065 nt
Organism: Lachancea fermentati
Lineage: Eukaryota; Fungi; Ascomycota; Saccharomycetes; Saccharomycetales; Saccharomycetaceae
Source: the annotation of a GenBank genome assembly